This is a messenger RNA of Daphnia magna, 1587 nucleotides long. Its product is annotated as conserved oligomeric Golgi complex subunit 8. The transcript has 7 exons. The record is from RefSeq and is a predicted model, not a curated record. Gene Ontology annotation, molecular function: chitin binding. Lineage: Eukaryota; Metazoa; Arthropoda; Branchiopoda; Diplostraca; Daphniidae. Gene Ontology annotation, cellular component: extracellular region. The coding region runs from base 666 to 1181 and encodes 171 amino acids.
GUGGAUAAUCUCUUAUUUAACACCAUUUGGAGUUUUGGUGUAACAAAUUGCAGGCGACAAAGAGCAAUAAAAUUAGGCAAGGUGCAAGCCGGAUGUUCAAAUGAAGUUGAUGACGUUUGUUUAUCUUCACCGGUAGAACCUGGUGGCUUUACAGAUUUCGCAACAUUGCUUAAUGAUAAAAUUGUUGACAUGGAAAGAGUACAAUUCGGAGCGUUGCGUUGGAAAUUGUAAGUAAUAAACCAACUAAGCUGCUGCAUACGUUAUUCGUCGUGAUUGUGAUUAUAUUGUUUGAGUAUUUACCAAGAGUAUAAUCCUAGCGAAGGACUUGCCGCUUUGAGCAAGCGUUGAAUGCUAUUUCCUAAAUUCUUUUCCCUAGAUCCCAUUCGGAAAUUACCGUGGCGAGACUGUUGUAAUUGAAUACCAGUAGAUUACAGUAACGCAAACGUAGAAAAAAGUGCCUCGGAUUGACGCAUAACUUUUCUGGAGAUAAGGGGAUUAAAAGUUAAUCUUACCUCCGAUUUGAAAAAAAUCCCGAUUCCCGUUUUUGUUUGUAAGGUUCUUAGCUGUAUAAAUGCAGCUUCUUAAACAUCUGUUGAUCAGUCGAAAACCAGAAGCCGUGAAACUAUUGCCAGAUUCAGUUCGCCAAGAAACUUAAUUUUGCCACCAUGUUGCGAUCAGUCCCAGUACAAUUUUUCUACCUAUUUGGAGUCUUGCUGUGCCUAGGAACGGAAGUCACUUCUUGGCGGACCUUCCUUAAUCCGAAGCAUUUAGUUGGACAGUAUCUGAUAGAAGAGAAAACUACUUAUACAACUUUCGACUGUCCCGGCACUGGCAAUUACCCUGUUCCUGGAAAGGAAUGCACCGAGGAUUAUUAUUCUUGUACUGGAGCGGGAGUGCCAGGCGUUCCAAUGGUUUGUGCUGGAGCCUCAGUGUUUGAACCCAGCACUAAUGUCUGCACGUCGUCAUUGACCGCCCCGUGCAAAAUAACAACACUACCGACGACAUCGACUACUACUCCAACGACGACUCCAACGACGACUCCAACGACGACUCCAACGACGACUCCAAACGACGACUCAAACGACGACUCAAACGACGACUCAAACGACGACUCAAACGACGACUCAAACGACGACUCAAACGACGACUCAAACGACGGCUCCGACGACGACAACCUCUGAUGCUCCCUUCGUUUGCCAGGAUAAUGGCGCUUAUCCUAACCCAAAUAACUGCAAUACCUUCUACAUGUGCUCUAAUGGCAUCGCGUAUCUCUACUUUUGUCCAAGUGAUCUGGUCUUUAACCCAGCAACGGGCAAUUGUGAUUACGCAUCCAGCGUUUCCGGCCCAUGCUCAGGGGCACGUUAAAAACAAAUGCGACGAUUAGAAAAAAUCGGAAUUCUAUCACAAAGUGAUUUCUCAAUUUACCAAGAAAUAAUAACGCGUCAAUUACUUUGUAUAGCGAUAAAUUAUGUAAUGAAAUUGUGCUCAGUAGGCUAUAUCUUCAGCGAUCAAAAUUCAUUUUCAUGUUUUAUUUGUUUGUCACUUGACCAAGAGGACAUCUAAAAUAUAUGUAACAUCUCGUUCGUA